AUGGCCGCAACUAAUGGAGACUCUGGCAAAUUGCCCCAAAAGACCCGUGAGGUUAGCAAUAACCACAUGGACUCGAGAAUCUGGAACGAUGUGAAGCUCAGGCCUGAUGAUAUCAUUAUCAGCACAUACGCAAAGUCGGGCACAACUUGGAUGCAGCAGAUCGUCUCUCAGCUUCUCCACCAGGGCGACCCAACUGUCCCAGCAGGUGCCGUGUCCCCAUGGGUCGAUCUACGUAUCGUGCCCAAAGAGGUGAUGCUCGACAUGGUAGAGAGUCAGACCAACAGACGCUUCAUGAAGUCCCAUCUCCCUGUCGACAGUCUCCCCUGGGAUCCCAAAGUAAAAUACAUUUUCAUCGGCCGAGACGGUCGCGAUAUGGUCUGGUCCCUGCACCACCACUUCUACGUCGCCACCCCAGCCUUCUACAGCUUCUUUGAAAACACAGGCUACGACGGCCCUCCCCCUCAACGCCCCGGCGAAAGCCCGCGCGACAUGUUCAUCGAUCUCAUCGAGGACGACACGCGCCCAUCGCUGGGCUGGCCUUUCUGGAGCCACAUCCGCGGGUGGUGGAAGCUCCGCCACGAGCCGAACUUGAUGAUGAUCCACUUCAACGAUCUCAAGGCCGACCUCGAGGGCAACAUCCGCAAGAUAGCAAAGUUUCUCGACAUCCCUGACUUGCCGGAUGAUAAGUUCAAGGCUGCGGUCGAGCACUGCACAUUCGACUGGAUGAAGGCGCAUGCGGCAUUGUCAGCGCCGCCGCAGGCUGAGGUUGCGUGGGAGAAUGGUGCGAGUGAUUUUGUGAACAAGGGUUCGAAUAAGAGAUGGAAGGAUGUGUUGUCAGAGGAGGAUAAUAAACGGUAUGAGGAGAAGGCGAGGGAGGAGCUUGGUGACGAGUGUGCGAAUUGGCUGCAGAAUGGGGGUGGGAUCAAAUGA
Messenger RNA from Fusarium sp. VM40, 930 nucleotides. The record is from the annotation of a GenBank genome assembly. NCBI's taxonomy places the organism in Eukaryota, Fungi, Ascomycota, Sordariomycetes, Hypocreales, Nectriaceae.